ACUGUACAGAUCUAUGACGUGGCGUUACAGACGUCAUCAAAGUAGGUCGGUGGUUUAUUCAUGGGUGUGCAGAGACGUAGCUAGUCCAGCUAGCAGCUAUAUUGUGGGCUGAAGUUAAGGUAAAAGGCUGAGAAGAUGAUGGAAGAGAGUGGGAUUGAGACUACGCCUCCUGCCAGCCCUACGCCUCCUCUGAGUGGUUUACCAAUGACCAUAGGUCUGUCCAGCCCUCUGUCCCUCCCAGGCACCAGCUCCGUCUCCAUUGGUAACCCCUCAGUCUCCACCGCCCUCCCCCCUCUUCCCUCUCUCCCUGUUUUCAGCAGCCCUUUGGCUGCAGCCCCCUCCCUCUCCUCCCAGUUCCCUCCGGUCUCCACACUUGCCUCCCCCUUCACCAGCAGCUCCCCCUUCCCUCCUUCCACCUCCCCCACUCUGCCUCCUCUGGCCUCCCCCAUCAGACCACCGCCCCCCUCGGCUCCCAGCAUGUCGGCCCCUCCUGUAGGUCCACCCGUAUCCAGCUUCUCCAUGAGUGCCGGAUAUGACAUCACGCGGGGCCACGCUGGGCGAACGCCACAGACGCCACUGAUGCCAACAUUCUCCAGUCCUACCGCCAUGCCAGGUGUAGUGUCAAACCCCCUGGUUCAGCAGCCAGCCAUGUCAGGAGGAUUAGAUACUGGAUCUCCCAUCACUUUCCCAGAGGAGCAGGAAGAUCCCAGAGUGUCUGGAGACACCAACACUGGUGGAGGCAUCUGGGGCUUUUUCAAGGGAGUAGCAGGUAACCAUGUAGUAAAGACAGUCCUGGACAAAACCAAGCACUCUGUGGAGUCCAUGAUCACCACUCUGGAUCCUGGCAUGGCUCCAUACAUCAAAUCUGGUGGGGACAUUGACAUUGUGGUGACUUCAGAUAAGGAGCAGAAUGUGGAAGCAGUCAGAGAUGCCUUCCAGGAGGUUUUUGGAAUGGCCAUGGUCACUGGAGAGCCUGGUCAGUCUAACAUCGCUCCACAGCCUGUGGGCUACGCAGCUGGUGUCAAGGGCGCUCAAGAGCGCAUUGACAGCCUGCGUCGAUCCGGUGUGAUUCAUGAGAAGCAGCCAGUGGUCUCUUUGGAAAACUUCAUCGCCGAGCUCUUUCCUGACAAGUGGUUCGACAUUGGAUGUUUGAUCUUGGAGGACCCUGGUCACAGCAUCCGCAUUGAGGUCUUCACUCAGGCAACUCCUGUGGCUCUGGAUCACGCCCAACAGGCUCAGUCCCUGACCCCUCCAGACUACAGCCUGCGCUGGUCAGGUCUGAUUGUCACUGUGGGUGAGGUCCUGGAACGCAACCUGCCCAACAUCAACAGAACAGACUGGCAUCAGGCCAUGACGGGCAUGACCCAACGGCAGAUGAUCCAGAGCGCUGCCAAAGCUCUGGCUGGAAUCUACAAACAGCAGCUGCCACCCAGGACUGUGUGAUGCUGAACGGUUCCGGUUUCUGUCGCAUAUUGGGAGGAAGUGUGGACGUGCUGGAGGAAAAACUAGCUGAUGGGACAGCGAGGUAGCUCUCCAUCCAUCCUCCAUGUGUCCUUGUGGGGCAAAGCCAAAUGCACAUUUCUUUAAAGAUAUUGAUGUUUAUGAUCAAAGAUAUUGACUGACCUUUAACAUGUCAGCAGGAUUUUACUGAAAGGCCAUCAGGACUUAACCAUUAACUGAUCUCGUCAUCAUUGAAAGAUUAUUACACAUCAUGUAUAUUAAUAUCAACAACAUUAACACAUACUGUGGCAAUAUUUCAUUUUCUGCUUUUGUUUACGAAAUGCUUAUCGUAGAGACUAUUACAUGGACUAUGUCCCAGCUGUAUUGUAUGCACUAAAAGUCGCCACAGAUCUAACUUUUUGGAAAACUUACUUUCUGGUAUGAAUUUUUAUGAAGACCCAAUCCAAAAUGCUGUAGUGCUAGGCAGACCCAAACAGAGAGAGAACGCUUCUGACCUGAACCCUGAGAUGAGUAGAAAAAACAUGACCCUGUGUGACCCAAUUAGACUGAAUAUAAUGUGGACCUGGCCUGACUCUGGCCAUACUUAGAACUGAGUGGAUCUAUAAAGUCCUCUAGUAUAUACUGUAACACUGUAAUAGUUAGCAGUGUAAGUACUUGUUUUGUAGUACUGGGAAAUGCUAAAAGGUAUUCACUGAUAUAUUGACACUACUGCCAAUUUCACAUUUCAAAACCUGGCAAAAAAGCUGGUAAAAUUUAAAAAAUGUGUUUAAUGAUUUAAUUUUGUCCAUCGUUUUCUGAGCUGUUGCUACAGUCAUCAACUCACCGUCCACCUCCUUUUUAAAUGUAUUUUUAGCUGUAAAAAUGUAUCUAUUGUCUUUGUUGGAACAAAAAAAUCCCUCUAGCCCUACUAGAGGGCCCUGGGGCUAUUUAAUGGCAUCUGAUUGCAACACCUUUUCGGCUCAGAGAAUCUAAGGCAGCUGCUAAAUGGUGGACUCAAAAGGCUUGGUGGUUUAUGAAACACAAAAUAAUUUGGAAUUAUGCAACAUGUAAGCAUAAUUAAAUAAUAAAGGUAUUAAAACUUGACUGUGACACAGGGCCUUAAGCUCAGGUAGUAACACAGGAGCCAACACAGAAGAAAACUUGUAUUUGUCAAAACUUAGAGCCAAUCAGCUCUUUGAUCAAGUUGACUGGCUGAUCUCAAAUGAGGCUAAUGUCAGUAGGUAUUGUCCUUUAGUGCAUAUUCCCAUAUUCCAACUGAAAAUUAAACUUUUAGAUGAUCAUAAAUCAUUUUCCACACAGUGAACCUACGGCCUUAGAGGGGGCCCUGAGGUUCGGGGGCCCCUGAGACAGUUUGGCAUAGAAGCUUUGUAAAGCAUUGAAUCAAUAUGAAGCAAUUGUGCUGAAAAUGGUUUAUUGUUUUGAAGCAUUGUUUGUGAUGAUCGUUUGUUUUUUGGUCCAUUGAAGCAAGUCUUUAGCUUAAGUCAAGCAAGUUUAGUCUGCAUGCUGGUCUUUGUACAUAUACUUAAGUCAGUAAGUCCAGUUAGAUUUAGAAUAUGGUGUGCAACUGUGACACAGCCAGAAUGGUUUGAUGGGGACAAAAUUAUGUCAUUGUGUUUCGUAUACAGAGAAGGAAGGGUCAUUAUGUCAUCAUACUGAUGUUCUAAUGCCGUGCUUGGUGCCAGACUUUGGUGCCAGUUCUAUUAAAGCCUAUGGGAGAUGUGUGCAGAAGCUCACUAAACCCCAACAUAUCUACAUCAUAUGACCUUUAAUGAAGAACUCACUUUACAGAAUAGAUAUUUCCAUGUGUGCAUUUGGAUCUAUGGAUGCGGAGAGCAGUGAUAAUUACGAUCUUCUCGUAGUAGUUGCUUGUUUUGCUGUCUGAAAUGUUUGCUGUUGGCAGCCUGGUGUUCCAUUCUUGCUGUGUCUAUGAAGUUAAUGUGCAGGGAGUAAAGUAUGACUAUGUAUAAAGUUUAAAUAAAUAAAUUGACGGUUGGGGUUCUGCCAGAUUAGCUCAGAUCAGCUAUUUUGAGUUAGAGCCUUUUAAGGGGAGGUCCGCCUUCUGCAGAUGAUAAAUAAAUAUUGUAAAAAAUCUGUGUUCUUCACUCCUCUCUACCUUUUAAUUGGAUCCGGUGGCUGCUUUACGAUGAAGGACAGUGCUAAUAAUUAUUGUUAUGGGAAUAUCACGUCUUCAAAUGAAACCUUUACAAACCACCUCCUGAUUAUUAAUUGUGCAUUGUUAGGUAAAACAACAAAGGCAUAUAUACAUGGCUUUAAGAAACUUAGAAAACUUUUAACCACAAACUUGAUCAUCAGAAAAUAAUUCAUCUAAAUUGAAUGACGCAACCUCUGCCGUAAUAAAAUCAACACCUGGCCUGUAAUCCCAUUUGUCUGGUGACCUGCUGUGGCUAAUCUACAUAACAUCUGGUCACCAUGUCAACAAACUGUAGAUUGGGUUACAUAACGUUAGCUUACAGGCUCAGAGUUAAUAUACUGAGGAGCUUUUCAGGCUAGACCCCGUAGCUUAUAGAGCGAUGGAGCAGGGACCCCCUAUAUACGUAUAUCGUAUAAAGAUGUGUUGCAUAUUAAACUGGGCCUACAAUAACAUGCACACUACAAAUAGGCAAGUGUAUCUAUUAUGUUGGAUUCAUGUUGAUGUGUAUUUGCAGACAUGAUAUUUUAAAACUGCAGUAACUAAAAGUAAGUAAGUAAAACAUAACUUUUUGUCAUAUUUGCUAAAACUUUCACCUUCAGGCUUGUUGGAUUCCUCUAAAUGCCAUUAGGAGCACUAGGAGGAGCCAGAUUUUUUUAUUUUUUUUUUAACAGAUUAUCAAGAUACAGUGAAAGUUUCAGCAAAUAUGACAAAAAAAAAAAAGUUUUAUAAAGGUUAUAUACUGCAGGUAGAUUUUCUUUAAGGGGAAAAAAAACACUUAUUAUUUUAAUUUGGUGCCCCUCUGCACUAACUCUGAGAACCCACUAAGGGUUGUGGACCCCCUGUUGAAGACCCAGGAGUUUAUCAUAGUUUAGCUAACUUACUGUUAACAUUAGUCUGAUACUAAGCUCCUGUCCAUUAUAAAUUUAGCAUAAUGUAACUUGGUAAAUUAACAUACAAAUCAAACGAAGUGUACUUUGAAAACACAUGAAACAUUGGCUUGGGGAAAGAUGGAGUGGUCUACCCAUUCACCACCACGCUAACUGCACUGACCAGUGUGACAUAAUGACCCUUCCUGUUUAUUUUUCUUGGAUAUAAUGUAUUAGUUAAAAAAAAUCAUUGUAUCACAUUUGUUGAUUUUGCCUUGUUUUAUUGCAAAAUAUUUGCCUACAAUAACGUUGUGCUUUAUGUGAGCACUCUACCUAUGAGUACCUGUAGCAGGAUGCUAGCAGUAACCUGCUGAAGUCUGGGUGGAAAGAACAUUCUUCGUGUACUUUGUGUCCUCUAAAUGUGCCUUUUUACACAAAUAAAAUAAAUCACUUUUUAAUGCUG
Molecule: messenger RNA, 4942 nt
Organism: Dicentrarchus labrax (European seabass)
Lineage: Eukaryota; Metazoa; Chordata; Actinopteri; Moronidae
Gene: prrc1
Product: proline-rich coiled-coil 1
Exons: 9
Coding region: 136-1443 (435 amino acids)
Biological process (GO): activation of protein kinase A activity
Cellular component (GO): cytoplasm
Molecular function (GO): protein kinase A regulatory subunit binding
Source: RefSeq, a predicted model, not a curated record